CCAAACCCAGAUCCGAUUACACUGAUCAGGUCGAUUACAUGCAGGAAAUUCCCAGACCGCAAUCCGACUCGACCUUUCGGGCUUGAAACCGGAGCAGUGGAGCACUUUCGUCAAUUGGAGGCUUUUCUGAAUUAUACAAGGGUUUUAGGUUCUCUCUCAGAGCUUGAUUGCGAUGCCUUCAAUGGCUCAAGGAGGUCUCAGAAACUCCACCGAUAACCAUCACAAACUUAACGCCAGGUUCACUAUCGACGACCGCAAGGUCGACCCCGCCUUUUCCAGGAAGCAAAAGAUUGCGGAACAUAGAAAGUCUCUUCCGAUUGCUUCCGUUGAGAAACGGCUUGUCGAUGAGGUCCGAAACAAUAAUACUUUGAUUAUUGUUGGUGAAACUGGAAGUGGAAAAACUACCCAGUUGCCACAGUUUCUAUUUAAUGGGGGAUUUUGUCGGGAUGGGAAGACUAUUGGGAUUACUCAACCUAGGCGUGUUGCGGCUGUCACUGUCUCAAAACGGGUUGCUGAGGAAUGUGGUGUGGAGUUGGGCCAAAGGGUUGGGUACUCCAUUAGAUUUGAGGAUGUGACGUCUGGCUCAACGAGGAUCAAAUACAUGACCGAUGGAUUGCUACUGAGGGAAGCAUUAUUGGAUCCAUAUCUCUCUAGGUAUUCAGUCAUCAUUGUUGACGAAGCCCAUGAGAGGACUGUCCACACUGAUGUGUUGCUGGGCUUGCUUAAAAAUGUACAAAAAGCAAGGUCAAAAUCUUUCAAUGACCGCCUUAAUAUUGUAAAAAAGAAGGAAAAUAAUGGCACUCUGUCGGAUAAAGACAAUGGUGUUUUUCUCAAGCAAUGCCAAGGCAGAAAAUUCCCUCCGUUGAAGUUAAUCAUCAUGUCUGCUAGCUUGGAUGCGCGUGGUUUCUCUGAGUACUACGGUGGUGCAAGAGCUGUUCACAUCCAAGGGCGACAGUUUCCAGUGGACAUAUUUUACACUCAUCAUGCUGAGCCAGAUUAUUUGGAUGCAACCUUAAUUACCAUAUUACAGAUUCAUCUGGAGGAGAGCCCUGGUGAUAUACUUGUAUUUUUGACCGGGCAAGAAGAGAUUGAAUCUGUUGAAAGACUUGUCAAAGAGCGACUUCAACAGUUACCUGAAGGCAGUCGAAAGCUGUUAACUGCUCCCAUAUUUUCAGCUCUUCCGUCAGAAAAGCAAAUGCGAGUAUUUGCACCAGCUCCAGCUGGUUUCCGUAAGGUAAUAUUAGCAACAAAUAUUGCUGAGACAUCGGUGACAAUACCUGGAAUCAGGUAUGUUAUAGAUCCUGGAUUUGUAAAAGCACGCUCCUAUGAUCCGGUCAAAGGGAUGGAAUCCUUGGUCAUUGUUCCAACAUCUAAAGCACAAGCUCUUCAGAGGAGUGGACGUGCAGGGCGUGAAGGACCUGGAAAGUGCUUUCGUCUCUACCCGGAGAGUGAAUUUGAGAAACUUGAGGAUUCAACAAAGCCUGAGAUCAAGCGGUGCAACCUCUCUAAUGUCAUUUUGCAGCUCAAGGCUCUGGGCGUCGAUGAUAUUCUUGGGUUUGACUUCAUGGAGAAACCUUCAAGGGCAUCUAUUGUCAAAUCAUUGGAGCAGUUGUUCUUGCUAGGUGCUUUAACAGAUGAGUGUAAACUUUCAGAUCCUGUUGGCCAUCAAAUGGCUCAGCUCCCCUUAGAUCCUAUUUAUUCAAGAGCUCUUAUCCUGGCUAGUCAGUUCAACUGCUUGGAAGAAAUGUUGAUAACUGUUGCGAUGCUCUCGGUGGAAUCAAUUUUUUAUGCCCCUCGUGAAAAGUUAGAAGAGGCAAGAACUGCAAUGAAAAGCUUUUCAUGUCCAGAAGGAGACCACCUCACUUUGGUUAAUGUAUAUCGCGCAUCUGAUGAAUUCUUGGAGAAGAGAACAGUGGGGCUUAGUAAAGAGAAAAAUGAAAAAAUUCUGAGAAAGUGGUGCAAGGAAAAUUUUAUCAACAGUCGUUCCCUGAGGCACGCUCGUGACAUCCACAGUCAAAUUCGGGGAAAUGUUGAGCAAAUGGGUCUUCGUCUUGCUUCUUGUGGAGAUGACAUGCUUCAGUUCUGCAGAUGUCUUGCUGCUUCAUUUUUCCUCAAUGCAGCUUUGAAGCAGCCUGAGGGAACAUACAGGGCUUUGGCAAGUGGUCAGGUCGUGCAGAUCCACCCUUCUUCUGUGUUAUUCCGGGCAAAACCAGAGUGCAUAGUUUUCAAUGAACUAGUCCAAACAAAUCACAAGUACAUCCGUAACAUAACUAAAAUCGAUUACGUGUGGUUAGCUGAGCUGGCUCCUCAAUAUUAUUGCAUGCAAAAUUAAAUCUUGUUGUCAAUACUAACUGGCAUGGGAAGUUGCUUACCACGGCAUUCUGUAGCCUGAUAUUUUUUACUUAAUUGUUGAGAGGAGUGGCUGUUUUUUGAUGGAAAUCUCGCUGGAAACUAGAAUGUGAUGGCUUCUUGUCCGGUUUGGCACUGGCUUUCAAUCUUGUCCUGACAGGGAUUUCUGGCUUCGCAUGUGCCAUGGAUAUGACAUUGAAGAGCUUCUUUAGAAAAUUAGAAGGUGGCUCCCAGUUAUCUGUGGACAUUCCUAUCAAUGUGACCGAAGGCACCAUUUCGCACCUGCGUUUGUAUCAUAAUAUGUGAAAACAAGAAUGGCUGUUGCUUAGAGGCAUAUGAGCAACUGAAUAAGUUGCAGCUUUCUUGAGUCCCUUUUACUUUGCUUUGGGACGUGUACAUGUUUCAGUUCAUUCCACAACUUACUACUAAUCUAAAUGGGGUCGUGGCAGCCUUGAGCAUUGGUGAGUAAACGAGUCAUCAUCAGUCAGUCAGAAAGCCUUGCAAGGGACCAGGAAUGAGUUUCAGAUUUCAUAAUCUAUUUUAGGAAGGGGGAAAUUGUUGUUGACUGCUGGUGAUAUAUCUUAAUUGUUCAUAUAUAUGUUUAUCUUAAUUCACAGCAUUCCUUAUCAA
This is a messenger RNA of Alnus glutinosa, 2979 nucleotides long. RefSeq names its product pre-mRNA-splicing factor ATP-dependent RNA helicase DEAH10. Gene Ontology annotation, molecular function: RNA binding; ATP binding. Gene Ontology annotation, biological process: positive regulation of transcription by RNA polymerase I. NCBI's taxonomy places the organism in Eukaryota, Viridiplantae, Streptophyta, Magnoliopsida, Fagales, Betulaceae. The transcript has 13 exons. The record is from RefSeq and is a predicted model, not a curated record. Bases 173 to 2332 code for a protein of 719 amino acids. Gene Ontology annotation, cellular component: nucleolus; intracellular anatomical structure.